AUGGCGUCAGAUCUUCCUUUCAAGCUGAGCAACCCUGAGAUCUUCCGCACGAAAGCUCUAGUCGGAGGCGAAUGGGUUGAGUCAAAGUCUGGCAAGAGAUUCGAUGUGUAUGAUCCUGGCAAUGGCAAGGUAUGGGCGACAGCACCAGACUGUACUCCAGACGACACCGAUGCCACUGUGAAAGCCGCCCACGAAGCCUUCCAAACAUAUCGGAAGGUCAACCCAAGGACUCGUGCACAAUGCUUGUUGAAAUGGGACCAGCUCAUUCGGGAGAAUCGUGAUGAUAUUGCCAAGAUCGUCACAUACGAGACUGGCAAGCCGAUCGCAGAGUCCCAGGGCGAGCUCGACUACGCCCUUGGUUUCACAUGGUGGUUCGCUGGUGAGGCCGAGAGGGUGCAGGGUACCGUCCAGACACCCGCGGCGCCAAACCGACGAGUCUUUACUGUCAAGCAGCCGAUCGGAGUAACAGUCGCGCUUGUCCCAUGGAACUUUCCAAUCGCUAUGAUCUUGCGAAAGGCGGGUGCAGCUCUGGCGGCCGGGUGCACCAUGAUUGUCAAGCCGAGCCCAGAGACACCCUUCUCGGUUUUGACGCUCGCGUACCUUGCUGAGAAGGCUGGCUUCGCCAAGGGUGUCUUCAGCGUACUUCCCACCAGUCUCGACGGUACUCCAAGCUUGUCGGAGUCGCUGUGCAGACAUCCGUUAGUCAAGAAGGUCACCUUUACUGGCUCGACUCGCGUUGGCAAGCUUGUAGCCAAGAUCUGUUCCGAUGGCUUGAAGAAGUGCACUUUGGAGCUGGGCGGCAACUGUCCAUUCCUGGUCUUCGACGAUGCCGAUCUCGAACAAGCGGCUGCACAGCUCAUGGCUCUCAAGUGGCGACACGCCGGUCAAGCUUGUAUCACAGCAAAUCGUGUGUACGUCCAGAAGGGUGUCUACGAGAAAUUCACCGAGAUUCUAGCGGAAAAGACUCGCCAGCUCAAGAUUGGACAUGGCGCGAAGGAUGGAAUCACGUUGGGUCCUGUGACAACAGCUCGAAGUCUAGACAAGGCACAAGCUCAGGUCGAAGACGCGACCAAGAAUGGUGGCAAGCUUGUGAUGGGCGGCAAGAAGUUGCACGGCCAAAGUGGAUACGAAGGAUACUUCUUCGAGCCCACGAUCAUCACAGGCGCAAAGGAUGGCAUGCUCAUCUCUCGCGAGGAGACUUUUGCUCCCGUUAUGGCGCUAUUCGAGUUCGAUACCGAGGAUGAAGUGGUCAGGCUCGCCAACGAUACAAGCAUGGGGUUGGCUUCGUACUUCUUCACCAAGAACAUCGAUAGAACCUGGAGAUUGUUGGAGAACCUGGAGGCCGGAAUGAUAGGCAUGAACACUGGAAACGCAUCGGCUGCCGAGUCGCCAUUUGGUGGUAUCAAGGAAAGCGGAUAUGGCAAAGAGAGCGGCAAAGACGUGGCCAUCAAUGAGUACAUGAUCACGAAGACCGGUACGCUUACUCUCAGCGACCAUUAUUGA
Recurvomyces mirabilis is the source of this 1503-nucleotide messenger RNA. RefSeq lists its product as uncharacterized. Gene Ontology annotation, molecular function: succinate-semialdehyde dehydrogenase (NAD+) activity. NCBI's taxonomy places the organism in Eukaryota, Fungi, Ascomycota, Dothideomycetes, Mycosphaerellales, Teratosphaeriaceae. The transcript is spliced from 3 exons. Gene Ontology annotation, biological process: GABA catabolic process. Gene Ontology annotation, cellular component: cytoplasm. The coding region runs from base 1 to 1503 and encodes 500 amino acids. The record is from RefSeq and is a predicted model, not a curated record.